CCACAGAGAGGAAACUCACUCUCAAAAAAUCCACCUGCUUACGAUGACAACAUUGAGGAUGAGGAUUCAACCACCGAGAAACUAACAUUCGAUCUACACAUUGCUAAAUUAUCAGAGCAACUACAACUUAUCAAAAUCUUUGAACGUUUUCAGAUAUAUCUUUUGUGCGUCUAG
Messenger RNA from Funneliformis caledonium, 174 nucleotides. NCBI's taxonomy places the organism in Eukaryota, Fungi, Glomeromycota, Glomeromycetes, Glomerales, Glomeraceae. The record is from the annotation of a GenBank genome assembly.